Molecule: messenger RNA, 810 nt
Organism: Aureobasidium namibiae CBS 147.97
Lineage: Eukaryota; Fungi; Ascomycota; Dothideomycetes; Dothideales; Saccotheciaceae
Exons: 1
Coding region: 1-810 (269 amino acids)
Source: RefSeq, a predicted model, not a curated record
AUGCCACGACCAGAAGGCUACGCAUCCAUGCAAUUCGACCAAGUCGACAGCCCAGGAAAACAAGUCAUAGUCGAAUGUCGACACUGCAAGAACAAACGUCUUGCAAGAAGUGUGGCCAGCAGAAAAGUGAAGCAUUUGAAACAAUGCCCUGAGUUUCAUCGUUAUCUGGCCGAGCUUGCUGCGUCUAAUAACGAGGAGCUGAACGAUGUGCCUGAGGAAUUGUUGCAUGGGCCGCAGAGAAGGACCGCUAGUCGUGGAGGAGGGGAAAGUAUGGGUGGUGUAAGUGCAGGAGGAAGUGGUGGGUACAUGCAGCAGCAGCAGCAGCAGCAGCAGCAGCAGCAAACCCAAACGCCGAUUCGGAGACAGUUCGAUGUCUCGUUACCUACACUGCUGGAUGGACUAGGCAGCGCAAGACACGAUACCCUCUCCACACCCCUCGACAACCUCCACGAUACCAACGACGCCCUCGACGACACACCCAUGAACGACUUGACCCCCACCGAACCCACCACCGCCCCAUCAACCUCUCGCCCACGGCCCUCGACCCACACCGACUCCGUCCCCGAACGAGCAGUAGCAUUCGCCCACCGAGCAGCCCAACGACGAAAAGAAAAACUGGACAAUCUUCUCACGCGAGCGAUCUAUCAGGGAAGUCUACCGUUCAAUAUCAAUGAUGCGAGUAAGCAUCCUGCGAUGGCAGAGUUUUUCAGACUGGUGGAUUAUGUGCCGCCGAAUAGGCAUAAGAUUGCUGAUGAUGUUUAUGAUUGUACGCAUGAGCAGAGUGAUGAGAUUAUUGCUUAUACUUCCUGA